Molecule: messenger RNA, 1732 nt
Organism: Darwinula stevensoni
Lineage: Eukaryota; Metazoa; Arthropoda; Ostracoda; Podocopida; Darwinulidae
Source: the annotation of a GenBank genome assembly
AUGCAGGUCGACAGCGAGAGUCUUUUCUCUGCGUGGGCCGCGUCUGAUCGCUCGGGAGUGGAUCCGGGUGCGAUGGAUCAAGGCAAGAAGAAGCUUCUCGAGGAACCCCGGGGGACAUGCCUCCUGUUCUCCAUGAAAGAAGAACUCGGAUCGCUGGCCCGCGCUCUCAAAAUCUUCAAGAAAAACAAGGUGAACCUGCUUCACAUCGAGUCCCGUCCGUCCCGGAGGUCGGACAAGGAGCAGUACGAUUUCAUGGUGGAAUGCGACGCGGCCAGCGGAGACUUCGACGUGGCCAUCACGCAGCUCAAGGACGUCGCUCUGUCCUUCCAGAUCAUUUCUCGCGAUCACCACGAUAACAUAGAUUCCCUGCCGUGGUUCCCGAUCAAGAUCGCGGACUUGGAUCACUUCGCCAACAGAGUCCUCUCUUACGGCUCCGAACUCGACGCGGAUCAUCCUGGCUUCACCGACAAGAAAUACAGGGAACGGAGGAAAUACUUCGCCGAUAUAGCUUUCAACUACAAGCAGUACCCUACGGAUUUCCGCUUCUCUGCCAACCCGUGCAUGUCGUCCCCCAGCGGCCAGCCGAUCCCGAGAGUGGAAUACACCGAAGAAGAGGUCGGGACGUGGAGGACGAUCUUCCGAGGGCUCAAGAAGUUGUACAGGACCCACGCCUGCGCCGAGUUCAACUACGUCUUCCCUCUCCUGGAAGAAAACUGCGGCUACAACGAGGACAGCAUCCCUCAGCUCCAAAACAUCUCCAAUUUCCUGAAAGGUGCCCCGAGGCUGCGUAGGCCAAAUGCCGCGUGGCAGUGCUGUCGCGUGAAGUCACUGCUGGUGAUCGAGAAAUGUCUAUGGGGUGUUCGGUUCGAAAGCAGCGCGUGGGAAGGAUUCGUUGACUGCACGGGCUUCACCUUGCGUCCAGUGGCAGGCCUGCUCUCGUCGAGAGACUUCCUGGCGGGACUGGCGUUCAGAGUCUUUCAUUCCACCCAAUACAUCCGACAUCCUUCCGUGCCCCAUUACACGCCGGAACCGGAUGUCUGCCACGAGCUCCUCGGCCACGUUCCGCUUCUGGCCGAUCCGUCUUUUGCUCAGUUCUCUCAGGAGAUUGGACUCGCCAGCAUCGGAGCUCCCGACGAUUACGUGAAGAAACUCGCAACCUGCUACUGGUUCACGGUGGAAUUCGGGCUGUGCAAGCAACAAGGACAGUUGAAGGCCUACGGAGCAGGUCUCCUCUCGAGCGUCGGGGAAUUGGAAUACUGCUUGACCGACGUGCCUGAAACCCGGACUUUCGACCCAGAACUCACCGGAGACCAAGAAUAUCCGAUCACUCGGUACCAGCCCAUCUAUUAUGUGGCCAACAGCUUCCAGGAUGCGAAGGAGAAACUCUUGACGUACGCCGCGGGGAUUCCACGCCCGUUCGGCGUCCGCUACAACCCGUACACGCAGAGCAUCGAGAUACUCAAUUCCAAGACGCAGAUCGUCAGUCUCGUCAGGGAUAUCAACUGCGAGAUCAAGAUUCUCAUCGACGCCUUGUCCAAGAUCUGAGUUUCCUGCUCUUCCUGCUCUCGAGUUUUUUCCUUUUCGAGCUCGCACCUGAAAAUUCUCAGAUUUUACUGUCCGUUGACACUUUUUUGAGUGUAUGUCUCUGCAGAAUCCACUUUAUCGGCGCGUGGAGUUCACUUCUGCAGUUAGUAGCCGCUCUUAUGCUUCAAUAUACCUUGCUUCUGUGCCA